AUGAGAGUUAAGUUGACACUACUUCCACCUUUCGCCUCGGCGAAACUGAUUCUACCAGUACCGGAAGGAUGCAAGACGAUACAUGAUCUGAAAAAACAUAUCCUGGAAUCGAUCUCGGUAAUAUCUCAACAUGCUUCCAAAGCUAAGGAGUUGGUAUUAGAGAUAGACGGGUUUGAGCUUCUGGCGGGGAGUCAGGUAGGAGUGAUCGAGAGUGGGGACGUAGUCUCGGUGAGGUUAGCUCCAGGAAGCUCGAAAGUUCAAGUUGAUCCGGUUGAGAACAAGAAGCGCAAGGCUCAUGAUAAAAGCAAAGAUGCUGAUAAGGUCAGGAAGAAGCGAAGAACAUCAACCAGCAAGGCAUCAAAAGUCAAUAUCAGCUCAGCUACACGACUGCCUAUUGUCACUUCCUUUCCACCACCAUCACAAGCUAUCCCAUCACAGACCAAUUCUAUUCCUGCGAAACGUGCAAGAUCCCUUUCGUCUUCAUCAUCCUCAUCCAGUGCUAGCUCCUCUUACUCCAGCUCCUCCGACUCAAGUUCGGAUUCGGAAUUAUCAUCAUCAUCGUCUUAUUCUUCUUCUUCUUCUGCCUCAAGUUCUUCAAGUUCAAGUGCAUCUUCGUCCACAUGGAGCCAUUACCCAGUCCUAACAAAAUCAACGACUGGUCCUUCACGAGUUCCUCCAGGUGAAGGUAAACCGUCCACCAAAAAUCGGAACGCCCGUCGUCGACUAGCCAAACAAUACAAGAAGAAACAGAUGAGCCAACAGCCACCUCGUGAUAAACGGACGAGCGAAAGUGUCGUCGAAGCCGUGACGGCGACUUCAGCAAGUGUCAGCUCGGGUGAACAGCAGAUACCGGUACCUGGGAGUAUGGCAAAUAGGAAUAAGAAAAAAGGGUUCCUGAACGAUAUGAAAGAUAAAAGAGGUGUUAAGACGGUAUUCAAUGAUAACAACGAAGAUGGGGAAGGGGACAUGUCGAUUGGGAUGGAAGGAGCGCACGUGAAACAAGAUGGAUCAGAUCCAAAUCAGGUGAAUGGAGAUGCGGAAGCGGUAUUACCUUUCCAGGACACGUCUUAUAUCGAAGAGCUCGGUGUUAGAAAAGAAGAAAUGGUAAUCCCUUCUCAAAUGGUGGAUUUACCCAGUAACCUGUUUGUCACUUCGGCUGAGUUUCCUAGAGCACCCACUUCUCCUAGGAGGAGCCAGCGUCGCAAACAUCUAGAUGAGGAAGAACCCUUAAACACUCAUGAGCGUCAAGAUCUGUCUGAUGGGCAGGAGAUAGAGAUGGAAGGUGUCAAUGAUGAAGAAGAAAUGGUGAAUGCCGAUAUAGGCGAUACAGAAGAAACACUCUGGCAAAGAGUAGAAAAGGAUUUUGAAAGUUUACCUGUACUCAGCGUAGAUGUUAUGGGGUCGUUGAAAGUUGGAGAGAUGAUCACAUGCAAGGAACUCGAACUGGACAUGAUCACCUAUUCACCUGCGUUGGUCACUAAGAUCGCUAAAGUAACGCAAAAGACAGAUGGACAAGUAAGGUUCGAAUGGAUGAAGAAGCCUCUUUUAACAUAUGAGGGGUACGAGGAUCAAUUUGUUGGUGAAGUCGAUGAAUUCAUGGAAGAAGAAGAACAGGAGGAGGUGAUUCUGGAUGAAGGAGAAGUGGCAGCUGAGAAAUGGAAACUAGCCCGACGUGAUCUGUAA
Kwoniella botswanensis is the source of this 1683-nucleotide messenger RNA. RefSeq lists its product as uncharacterized. Lineage: Eukaryota; Fungi; Basidiomycota; Tremellomycetes; Tremellales; Cryptococcaceae. The transcript is spliced from 4 exons. The record is from RefSeq and is a predicted model, not a curated record. Bases 1 to 1683 code for a protein of 560 amino acids.